This is a messenger RNA of Syzygium oleosum, 1611 nucleotides long. RefSeq names its product glucan endo-1,3-beta-glucosidase 4. The transcript has 2 exons. The coding region runs from base 1066 to 1443 and encodes 125 amino acids. The record is from RefSeq and is a predicted model, not a curated record. NCBI's taxonomy places the organism in Eukaryota, Viridiplantae, Streptophyta, Magnoliopsida, Myrtales, Myrtaceae.
UACAAUAAAAAGGAUCGUAACAACAUUUAACCCGCAUGUUUUUGUUGAACCUAGAAUCCUGACAUUGGACAGCAAUUGAGUUGUAACCAGUACAUUGUUUGUAGGAAAUUAAGGUAGACGAUAAGAAUCGCAUUUGCCAUCUACUUCUAUUAUGCGAGGAUCCCUGUUUUGAAAUCAUUGAAAAGGAACAUCCGCUCGAUUCAUCUACCUCAGAUUGAGAUGGACACAGGUAAAUAAUGUGACUUUGCGUAGGCUGUUUGUACAUUAUAUAGAUCAUUGUGUUCAUACAACCGCAGCUUAUUGACAAGAUUCGCUCCUGCAACUUCUACGCAAGCUCCAUCGUCACAGGGGGAUUUGGCAUUUCACUCGGCAAUGCGACAAAGUUUGUGUUCAAUUUGGCCCUAGCAGGCUGUGAGCUUUUUUAUUUUUUUAGAGGGAAAAUAGGAUAAGAAAGGAGGAGGAAUAGGCCAAAACCCCAUCAAUGUGAACUGGAGAAGUUCAAGUGCUAAAAAAAGUUGAAAAAGGAAACACCACCUCAUGAACUGUAUUCAGGGACAUAUGGGAUAUAACUUUGACACAUGCCUCUAAUUGUUCUUCGAAUGAAUGCGUAAUCUUGGGGUGGAAUAUAAAAAUCUCCUAGCUGGAGUCCAUGUUUUAUUUGGAAUUUGAAGAAUUUUUUUUUGCUCUGAUGUCCUGUCUCGCCCUUGUUAUAAUAAUAUGGCAUUCUUGCUCUGUGUACCUCUAAGCUUCGAUAGUAUGUGGCCAUAAGACCUCUCUGGAGAUAGCUCACACUUUUGUCCCCACUGAACCUCUCUCUCUCCCUCACACACACACACACACACACUCUCCAGAAAGAGGCAUGUCAAUUCCACUGCAAUGUAUUCUGAUUGCUGCCCUCUUCUUGGCAACAGUUCCACGUAAAUCUGGUGAGUUUCUCUUUACUCUGUCCCAAAAAAGUCAUGGCAAGCUCGGGUCAAAUAAUCAAGAACCUUGAAAACUGUCUACCCUUUAUGGUUGUCUUGCUCUUCCAAGCACUGAGCUUCCACCAUCUGAUUUACGUCUCUGAUGCUUCCAUCUGCUCAUCUGAUAAAAGAAGGCAUCGCAAGAAAGCCUCUUCUGAUCUUUAUUUCUCUGCUCUUGAUGACAUUGCAUAUAGCUGGGGAGUUCGAGCAAUGGUGUGUGGCUGACGAGCAGACCCCGGACGACGAACUGCAAGCAGCUCUGGACUGGGCAUGUGCACAAGGAGGGGCUGACUGCACUGCAAUCCAGGCGAACCAGCCUUGUUAUCUCCCCAACACCGUGAGGGCACACGCUUCCUAUGCCUUCAACAGCUACUACCAGAAGUUCAAGAACACGGGUGGAUCUUGCUACUUCCGCAGCGCCGCCAUGACCACCGAGCUCGAUCCCAGUCGUGGUUCUUGCCACUUCGACUACAUUCCAUGAUUCAGAGAGGCGUGCAGAUCAAUGGGGCCAAGGCAGGAUGAUCCGGUCUGGGUUUACUUGGAGGGAAUUCAAACCAGAGAGCUUCGUUAUUGUUCUACUUCAUUUUCUUUUCACAAAUGUAUGGACGAUUUUUCCUUGGAAGUAAGAAUUCGUAGCCGAGUUAAACUA